AUGGACCGGUUCCAGGACCGGCAGCAUGUGUGGCUGCGGAGCAGCGUCCACCGCGGGUACCUCAACGCCAACAGCGACGGGAAGAGCGUCUCCCUCCGCAGCCGCCGCGCCUCGCUGCAGGCGGCGUGGGCGGUGCACAUCUACCACGGCGACGGCGGCGCCGUGUACCUGCUUCUCCACAGCGCCGCCUACGGCCGCUACCUCGCCGCCACGGCAACGCGGGCGCCGUUCGGCCGCGGCUUCCGCACCGAGCAGAGCGAGUACAACCAGGUGGAGGUGCACGCCAUCAUGUGGCGGGCCAUGGUGGUGGGCUUAGGGAACGAAAUCGUGCUCCGCAACGUUGGCGGCCGCUACCUCCGCGCCAACGGCAAGAUCCUACGCUGUAACAACGACGUCACCGUCGACGACAUCGCCAGUGUUAGCAACAUGAUGUAUUGGACCGUCGAGCCCAUCCCCCUCAGAGAGCCGGGCAUGCCUGCACCAAUUCCUACCCGCAUCCCCCGAGAGCUCUCUGUAAUGCUUGGGCACGAUCGGUCGGUGUGGCGGGUUAUCCGGUUCGUGCAGGCGAGCGAGGAGGGGCUCUUCACCGAUGUUAGGUGGUCUGCCUUCCUUUUCAAUGGGAGGUACGUGUACCACCUGAGGAAUGAGCUGGCCAAGCGCAUCGACAACGACCAGAACUUCGCCAUGUGCGUCCGAGCGGGCAGGUACGGGCGUUUGACCCCACUCAUCGUCAACCUGCCCCACGGCGGCGAUGGCGAGACUCUCGAGAUUGUCGUCUACAUCUCCAACACCCCCGCCUAUAAUUUGCUGCGACACCCGGAUGUCCGCGCAAAGCAGGAGUCUUGA
This is a messenger RNA of Triticum turgidum subsp. durum (durum wheat), 846 nucleotides long. Lineage: Eukaryota; Viridiplantae; Streptophyta; Magnoliopsida; Poales; Poaceae. The record is from the annotation of a GenBank genome assembly.